CCCCAUCCCCUCCUUAAAACAAGAUUGAAAGAGACGGCGACAAAGAGAGAGAGAGAGAGAGAGAGAGAACAAGAGAGAAAGGCUGUAUAGAUUUGAUUCAUAUUUGUUUAUAACCAACAACUUUGUCCUCUCCUCCACCCCUCCACCCCAUCCCCUUUAUCCUUCCUUAACUGUCCCUUUCUACGAUGGAUGGAGUACUUGGCUUGCCAUCCUUACAAACCAUCCUGCCUGCAACAUACAGACCCAUUGUCGUGAUCUGCAUUGGAAUAUGGGGUUGGGCAUUCAGUCUCCUGAUCCUCAUCAGGUCUCAUAUGGACCCAGCAUCCAUACUUCAAAUUCAUCCUGACAAAAAUGUCAACCUACACAAUCCGAUUUUUGCAAUCGCAAGUGUCCUCACUUGUAUAAUUACCCUCAAUUUAUGGUUCUGUUAUCAUUACGGAACACCAUCAUCAUGGUUUCCUCUUAUUACAUACCUUGCUGCAUUUAUUAUGAUACUUUGGCCCGGAAAAGGAUUUUAUCGCAAAGAACGAACAAGGUUUCUGAGAGUCUUGCGCCGUCUAUUCUCCUUAAAUAUCUUUGCUCCAGUUUUCUUUUCAGACAUCAUAUUGGCCGAUAUCCUCACAAGUCUAUCGAAUGUAUUUGGAGACCUGUUUACAACACUCUGUGUCAUUUUGGCUGGCCAAGACGCAACUUUAGAAAAGACACAAGUAGACUACCACCGCGAUGUAUUUUUACCGAUCCUAAUUAGUAUUCCAUAUUUCAUUCGCCUAAGACAAUGUACAUCUGAAUACAUUGACUCAAACCGCAAGACAAAAAGACAUUUGUUCAAUGCAUUAAAAUACGCUUCUGCAUUCCCAGUCAUCCUUUUGUCGGCAGCCCAGAAACGAGCUGCAAUGUAUGUAGCCGAGACUGGAUCUGUCCCAAAAUCAUGGAUGGCAUUUGUAUUUUUCAACUCAAUGUAUUCUUUCUGGUGGGAUAUUUCCAUGGAUUGGAACCUGGUGCACAUCACACAGGGCGGUACAGGAGGAAAACUCGGCUCGGUACUCUCCGUACCAACUGUCCGGAUCCGAAGACACCUCCAUUUCUCACAGCCAAUGCUAUACAUCUUGGCCACAGCGAUCGAUUUCUUACUCAGGACAACAUGGAGUAUGAAGCUCAGUUCUCAUCUGUUCGUCAAGAAAUUGGAAAAUAGCAUAUUCUUGGUAGAACUCCUGGAAGUCAUCAGACGUUGGAUCUGGGUAAUAUUUCGAAUGGAGAGUGAAUGGGUAAAGCGAAACCAGAUUUCUCUUCCGUCCCACAGAAACGAUCAUGACCCAAUUCGAAUGGACCUCUUGGACCGUGGAAAAUUGACUCCCAUUAGUGAAGAAGACGAUGACGGCGAUGAUAACGAUAACCAAACCAUAUAAAACACACACACACACACACAUAUAUAUAUAUAUAUAUAUAUUUAUAUUUAUACAUAUACGCCCACACUCACAUUCUUAAUUUCUUAUUCUUUUUGUUGUUGUUGUUUUUGCUCUGAUUUUGUUUCUUUAUUAUUAAUCUGUUCAAGACACCUAUUUUCUCUCUAUUUAAUCAUUACUAUUACUACUAAUACUUCUUCUUCAUUUCUUCUUUAUACAUUUUACUUUAAAUAUAUAUAUAUAUACAUAC
Messenger RNA from Phycomyces blakesleeanus NRRL 1555(-), 1653 nucleotides. RefSeq lists its product as hypothetical. Gene Ontology annotation, cellular component: membrane; cytoplasm. Bases 186 to 1406 code for a protein of 406 amino acids. The record is from RefSeq and is a predicted model, not a curated record. The transcript is spliced from 4 exons. NCBI's taxonomy places the organism in Eukaryota, Fungi, Mucoromycota, Mucoromycetes, Mucorales, Phycomycetaceae.